AAAUUUCAAAUCAAAUAAGUCAAAGUUUGGAGAAUUAUAAGAAUUCGCUUUGAAAUUAAUUUGGGCAUUUUUAAGAACAGUAUUUUCCUCAUUUUUUGUUGCCGCCAUUGUUAGCACUUGAAGCUCUCCCUUUUCUUCUCAUAAAUUUUAUUUUGCUUUCAUCAGAAAUAUCUGCCCAUGGAGAACGGAGAAAUCCCAGAAAACGCCAAUGAACAUUGUCCGGGUCCUCAAUCGGAGUCAGCUGGUAAAUCCGAUGCAUGCCAAGGUUGCCCUAAUCAAGAAGUUUGUGCCACCGCCCCUAAGGGCCCUGACCCGGACUUGGUUGCAAUUGCAGAGAGAAUGGCUACUGUUAAGCAUAAGAUACUGGUUUUAUCGGGGAAGGGAGGGGUUGGCAAAAGCACUUUCUCUGCCCAACUCUCAUUUGCACUAGCAGCUAAGGAUUUCCAGGUGGGUCUACUGGACAUUGAUAUUUGUGGUCCAAGCAUUCCGAAAAUGCUUGGCCUAGAAGGUCAAGACAUUCACCAGAGUAACCUUGGCUGGUCCCCUGUUUAUGUUGAGUCCAACCUUGGCGUAAUGUCAAUUGGGUUCAUGCUCCCCAACCCUGAUGAAGCUGUCAUUUGGAGAGGACCGCGUAAAAAUGGGCUCAUCAAACAAUUCCUUAAAGAUGUAUACUGGGGAGAGCUUGAUUUUUUGGUUGUUGAUGCCCCUCCUGGGACCUCUGAUGAGCACAUCUCAAUCGUUCAGUUCCUACAGGCUACUGGGAUAGAUGGAGCUAUCAUCGUCACUACGCCGCAGCAAGUCUCUUUGAUUGAUGUGCGUAAAGAAGUUAGUUUCUGCAAAAAAGUUGGAGUACCAGUUCUUGGAGUUGUUGAGAACAUGAGUGGCUUGUGUCAGCCGUUGAAAGAUUUCAGGUUUUUGAGGAUGACAGAGAAUGGUGAACAUACUGAUCUCACAGAGAAGGUUAUUGAGUAUAUGAAGGAGAAAGCACCUGAAAUGCUAGAUCUCAUUGCUGCCAGUGAAAUCUUUGAUAGCAGUGGUGGUGGUGCAGCAAAAAUGUGUACAGAAAUGGGAGUACCAUUUCUCGGAAAGGUUCCAUUGGAUCCACAGCUUUGCAAGGCAGCUGAAGAAGGCAAAUCUUGUUUUUCUGAACAGAAGUGCAGUAUUAGCGCUCCUGCAUUGAAGAGUAUUGUUGAGAAGCUGAUGGCAAAGUAUUGGUGUAAAGAAAUGUCUGUGGAACAGUAGCCCAGGGUGAACUAAUGUUCAGCUGUACUUGGAGAUCUUUGUGUAAUAGAAGUUUGUUUGCAUGUCAUGUAAUAUUCAUAUAAUUAUUCCUUAUUUUCUGGAAUUUUCUGUGAGGUACAAUACUUGAGUUAUAGAAGUUCAGUACCCUACAGUCUGGACACCGAAACUUUACAAAUUAGGACUGUAAUUUUUUUUGGUAAUUCUGAACUUUGUUUUUGUAAUGUUUGCUUAAUGGGAUCACUCAGCCGUUAGAACA
Molecule: messenger RNA, 1498 nt
Organism: Gossypium raimondii (Peruvian cotton)
Lineage: Eukaryota; Viridiplantae; Streptophyta; Magnoliopsida; Malvales; Malvaceae
Product: cytosolic Fe-S cluster assembly factor NBP35
Exons: 3
Coding region: 178-1242 (354 amino acids)
Biological process (GO): iron-sulfur cluster assembly
Cellular component (GO): cytosol
Molecular function (GO): ATP-dependent FeS chaperone activity; ATP binding; 4 iron, 4 sulfur cluster binding
Source: RefSeq, a predicted model, not a curated record